Messenger RNA from Hemisphaericaspora subhashii, 762 nucleotides. RefSeq lists its product as uncharacterized. Gene Ontology annotation, cellular component: Golgi membrane. Lineage: Eukaryota; Fungi; Ascomycota; Pichiomycetes; Serinales; Debaryomycetaceae. The coding region runs from base 1 to 762 and encodes 253 amino acids. Gene Ontology annotation, biological process: protein secretion; vesicle-mediated transport. The transcript has a single exon. The record is from RefSeq and is a predicted model, not a curated record.
AUGAGUAACAAUUAUACAUCAAUUGAAGCAGAUGAACCAUUGAAUUCUGAUAGACCACCACCACCAUCUUAUACUCAAUCACAAUCACCUCCUGUACAACCACAGCCACCACUUCCAACUGGUACAAUACAUACACCAGUACCACCUCCUACAACAACACAAGAACAGAGUAACAUACCAGAGUCAUUAAUAGAAAGAUUAAGACAAUCGUCACAUCCAAUUGCAUUAUUAUUUUAUAUGACAUUUCGAUUAUUACCAAUAUUUAUUUAUAUAUUUGGUAAUUGGUUUAUUGGAUUUAUAACAACCACUAAUCAAUUUAUAUUACAUUUCAUUAUAUUGAUAUUAUUAAUUUCCAUGGAUUUUUGGAAUCUUAAGAAUAUUAGUGGAAGAUUGUUAGUUGGAUUAAGAUGGUGGAAUGAAACUAAUCCUAUAGACACCAAUACUGGAGAAUUUGAGAAUGUUUGGGUAUUUGAAACUGCUGAUCCUAAUAAAUAUAUUAAUCCAAUUGAUUCAAAAGUAUUUUGGUUAUUAUUAUAUAUUCAACCAAUUGUUUGGAUUAUCUUUGGAUUAUUGGCAUUAUUGAAAUUUCAAUUUUUAUAUUUAUUAUUAAUUGGAAUUGCAAUUUCUUUAUCGUUAACAAAUGCAUUUGCAUUUACAAAAUGUGAUAAAUUUGGUAAAGCAAAUAAAUUUGCUAAUGAUGUAUUUUCAAGAGCAACUGGUUCGAUGUUUUCCAAGAUGAAUCCUUUCAAUUGGACUAGAUAG